Molecule: messenger RNA, 351 nt
Organism: Lactuca saligna
Lineage: Eukaryota; Viridiplantae; Streptophyta; Magnoliopsida; Asterales; Asteraceae
Source: the annotation of a GenBank genome assembly
AUGAGAUUGUCUCUUGAUGUAGCAAAGAGGUUCUUAAGGUUGCAAGAUAUGCUUGGGUUCGAUAAGGCCAACAAUACUAUCGACUGGCUGCUCAUGAAAUCAAAACCCGCUAUUCAAGAUCUACUUCCCCAGCAGUUAGACCAUACUUGCAGUCUCAUUGGUCUGUCAAAUAGCGGUUCUUCUGCAUCAGAAUGUGAAGUUAUGUUUGGAAUUGAUGAUCAAUCUAUGGAGAAAAUUAGGGAAGAUACGGUGAUUAUAGUAGGUAACGCAAAAUCUACUUCCUCUAGCAGUAACAAAGAGAAGAAAAAACUUGAUAGAGGAGUUAGGAAAAGUGCGUAUAUUCAUAACUAG